AUGCCUGUCACUUGCAGCUUUUCCCCCAAGACCCCGGGAGGGGGGCAGAGGCCCCCGGCACACCUCGGCCUGCGCUCCCGGCUGGACUGGAGGCAGGUGCUGGUCCUGGGGCUGGACGGAGCAGGGAAGAGCAGCGUCCUGCACUACAUCUGCAGUGAGACAGCCAAGGAGCGCAUCGCGCCCACGCACGGCUUCAACUCUGCCCGGCUGCACACUGAGGGGCUGGAGAUGGACCUACUGGAGGGUAAGGCGCAGCCCGGCUCGCCCCCGCGCUGGGCGCUGAGCCAGGCCCACGUGCUGGUGUUCGUGGUGGACUCGGUGGACAGGUCGCGCCUCCUCACCGCGCGCCAGGAGCUGCACGCGCUGCUGGCUGAGGAGCCCCGGCUGCCCCUGGUUGUGCUGGCCAACAAGCAGGACAAGAGCGAUGCCCUGAGCGCGGCGGAGCUGCACGACGAGCUGGCCCUGCACACCCUCGACGGCCAGCGGGAGUUCUUCCUCCUGCCCACCAGCGCGACCUGGGCCAGCCUCAGCAGCGCCACCAGUGUCCUCCACGUCAAGAGCCUGCUGGUCACCCUGCUCUCGCAGCCCUGAGUCCUCAGGGUGCCCACUCAGACUCCCAGCCCUGGGAGCUCCCCUUUCGGGGAUUGUAGUGCUGGGACAGAGACAGCGGGAUGCGAGCAGCCAGGGGCUUCGUCUCACCGUUAUCUGCUGACCCUGCGCUAUUUUUGCUGCACCCUGAGAGGAUGGAGGUAGAGCUCAGGUGCCAGCUGCCCUCAGGGAACACGAGCAGCAGCCUCUGGCCUCUGCCAGGGGGAGAGGGGCAGCCACCUUGCCCAACUCAGAGCAAAGCCUCCCUUGAGACAGAGGCACAAGCACGGCUUUUACCUCCAGGUUAGCAGAGAGGGUACAGCAUGGGGCAGGGCCUUGUGCCUUCACAGCAGCCAAGCAGGUUAUGAAAUGAAUGAGGUUAAAGAACUGAACCAGGCCCCUUGACUGUCGGCACAGACCGGCUCCCCCAGGAUGGCGGAGAGGGCACAGAGCAGAGUGGCAGUGCCCACAAGGAAGCUUUCACGGAGGGGAGCAAUUCCCUCACCCCACUGGGCCAGAGCCAGUUGCCUGGGGCAGGGCUGUUUGUGAUGCCCCUCAGAUGCAGUUUCUUCUGCCAGCUGGGUCCCCAGAGUCUCCGUGCAGAGGCAUGCCUGAUAGCAGGGUGACGCAUCCCCUCACUUGCACGAGGGAUGGGAAGAGAUGAUAGCCAGCAGCAUAUGGUGCAGGGCAGGGGGGAACUGCUGGUCCAUGUUACCCAUGCUCUGCAGAAGAGCGCUACCCCUCAGCUCCCGGGGUUGUUCAGAGCAGCAGUCCCAACAGAGGAACACUCUUGGCAGAUUUCCUGAACUGAUAAAAGGUUACGUGUACUUCCUGAGAAACAUGCUGAGUAACUGCUUACACAGCCCUGUGUCACAGCCCUGCCACCCCAGCCAGUCAGACAGGGCCAGCAUCACGCACACCAGUGGGAAUAACCAGUUUGGUCUGCCACUCACCUGGGGUAGGAGGCCCAGUUCUCAGCAGUUCCCCAGACUUUGUACUUAAAGCCCUGCAAAAGAGAGGCAAAAGCAGGUAUCGGGCAGCCCUGCGCUAACCCCUCACCCUGAGCAGGGACAAGGUGUUGUUUGGUAGGAAUCUCCCCCAGCAGGAGUUUGCCCGUCCUCUGGUCUCCCUCCCUCUCAGCUGCCCCAGGGGAAGGGGAAGGAGCCAGGCUCAGGGACUGCACAAGCUCUGCCUGCCUGUGGAAAGGCUGCUGGUUAGGCCGCAGUACGUGUGGCCCUGGAAAACCAAUAGGGGAAGCUGGAGAACGCAUCAUGGAGAAGGGGUAUGCGCUGGCUGGACUAUACUGUGAAAUCUUGUGUACAGUGACUUCUUUCAAUAAAGGAGACUGAUGACCCUG
Struthio camelus australis is the source of this 1945-nucleotide messenger RNA. The record is from RefSeq and is a predicted model, not a curated record. NCBI's taxonomy places the organism in Eukaryota, Metazoa, Chordata, Aves, Struthioniformes, Struthionidae.